AUGAAAAAUCGACGAGUAAUGCGAUGGUCUCGUCGAAAUGACAUAAAUCAAGAAACGAUACUCGACAAUAUUGAUUGCACUCAAUUAGCUAUGGAUGAUCAGAGAUUUCUCUACGUGUCUGAUUGUCAAAUGCAUGAAGUGAGACGAUACCAAAUGGGAGAUACACAAGGAACAGUGGUGGCAAGUGGUAAUGGACAAGGCAAUCAUCUUAAUCAACUGUAUUAUCCUACCUAUCUCUUUGUCGAUAGAGAUCAGUCGGUGUACGUGUCAGAUACUUAUAACCAUCGCGUGAUGAAAUGGGUUAAAGGUGCGACAGAAGGAAUAGUUGUAGCUGGUGGUCGAGGAAUGGGUACUGAUUGGACACAAUUGUCUAGCCCUAACGCAAUAAUUGUCGAUCAACUGGGUAGAGUGUACGUGGCAGACUUAGGCAACCAUCGAGUGGUGCGUUGA
Rotaria sp. Silwood1 is the source of this 450-nucleotide messenger RNA. The record is from the annotation of a GenBank genome assembly. NCBI's taxonomy places the organism in Eukaryota, Metazoa, Rotifera, Eurotatoria, Philodinida, Philodinidae.